AUGGAGAACUCGCGUGUGGCCGCUGCUCAUUCACCGAGCGAAGCGUCCAUGAUCAAGAAUUUGCUGCCUCCAGAGCUCAAUGGCCAUGUGGCCUUUAGCGUGCAGCAGCAGCAACCCGUGGCCCAGAAGAAGCGUUGGCUGAGCCAGCGCUUUACCAAUCGUCUCCUUCUCCUGACCGUCAUUUGGCAGAUUCUCAACAUCUCCAUCCUGACCUUGGUGGACAAAAAUCUGUCCAGCGAUGAGGCGCUCAAGCACCCCACGGCCGACGAACCAGCCUUCGUGGCCGGCAUUGCCAUCAUGGUGUUCUUCCAGGCUGUGCAAGUCGUGGUGACGGUGGCAGCGAGCGUGAAGCUUGCCAAGCAGAUCAUGCACAACACGGCCAGUGACAGCUUUAUUGUGCAAUCCUAUCUCUCCACCGUCCUUCUUUAUGCCGGCGUGUAUACCUUGAUCCAUCGCCUCGAUUACUCCUCGUUUGCCGGUAUGGAGGAAAGCAUUCAAGAUGUGACACGGGAUGACUACGUCUUCCUCUCCUUUUGCAAGCUCCUCUACUUUAGCGUAGCCACCAUGACUUCCACCGGGUUUGGAGACAUUUAUAGCGGCAAAUGGUACAUGGACCUGGUCGUGGUCACCGAGAUGCUGUUGUCGGUCGUGUAUAACGUGACAAUUUUUGCGCGUGGUAUCGUGGUCAUUGGUCAGCGUUCGGCGGGGCGAGCCAACAAUGAGCCUCGCCCACACGACGGGCAACGAACGGCCAUGCAGUCGACGACCUCCUUUACCAACUCGGUGUUCCAGGACACUCACGCUUCCAUGCUGGAUCAAUCUGUGAGCGAUGAACGCGCUCCUUUGUUGUCUGUGGCCGCGCAUGCCUGA
Messenger RNA from Monosiga brevicollis MX1, 870 nucleotides. RefSeq lists its product as uncharacterized. The record is from RefSeq and is a predicted model, not a curated record. Lineage: Eukaryota; Choanoflagellata; Craspedida; Salpingoecidae. The coding region runs from base 1 to 870 and encodes 289 amino acids. The transcript is spliced from 7 exons.